AUGCGCACUCUCCCACACUCCGUCGUCGUUCUCACAACAUGUACCUCCCCCGCUGUUUCCACCACGACACAGGGCAGCAACACUUCAGGUUCGAAAUACCGGGGCAUGGCGUUGUCCUCGUUCACGACUCUAACUUUAACACCGUCUCCAAUCAUUACAUUUAACAUCCGCCAACCGUCCCGCACCUUGGAUGCUCUUCGGGAAAGCAAGCAUUUCCUGAUUCAUAUACUGGAGGCCAGUAAAGCGGGGAGCAAAGUUGCGCAUGGUUUCGCUCAGGGCGGUGGUGGUGUAGAUGGGUUUAAAAAAUCGAAUAUUAUAGAGGAGCAUGUUAUAUUGAAAGAGAUGGAGGGAUUAGUAUUGCCUAGACUUAAUGGUGAUGGUGUAAUGCAAGCUUUGAGGUGUGAGGUUUUGCGCAAUGAUGAUGGCGAAUGCAAGGGCAUGAUACGAGUAGGAGAUCAUAUGCUUGUUCUUGCUGAAGUGACGGAGAUUCUGGGUGAUGACCCCAUGGCUGAGAACUCAUGGCAUGGGCUGUGUUACGCCGAUGGGAGAUAUAGGUUAAUUGGGGACACCAUCGAGGUUGACCGCCUUGACGAUUUGACUGUACAAUAA
Messenger RNA from Venustampulla echinocandica, 609 nucleotides. RefSeq lists its product as uncharacterized. The transcript has a single exon. The record is from RefSeq and is a predicted model, not a curated record. NCBI's taxonomy places the organism in Eukaryota, Fungi, Ascomycota, Leotiomycetes, Helotiales, Pleuroascaceae. The coding region runs from base 1 to 609 and encodes 202 amino acids. Gene Ontology annotation, molecular function: riboflavin reductase (NADPH) activity; FMN binding.